AUGGCCCCGUCGCCCCUAGCCAUGGCCCCUCGCGACCUGCCGCCCCUAACCGCGGCCCCGGUGCCCUGUUGCGCCAUGGUGGGUGAGGGGGUGGCAAGAGGGGGUUCCUCCUACCCGCGUGCCCUUCAGUCGCACGCGCAGCUCCGCCCCCGCCCCCCUCCCCCCCCUCCCCCCCCUCCAUGGGGAUGGCGGGGAGAGGGGGAGGAAACUUGGAGCAGUGGGGGGGAGGGUAUGGGGGUGGCGGGUGUGGCCACCCUGCUGUCGCCCGAGCGGCUCCUGCACCGCCCCUUCUCCUACCUCCCCCCUGCUGCGGGUGCAGCAGUGGGGGGGGGGAGGGGAUCUGCGGCACCAGCCCCCCCCCCCCCCCCCUUCAUCCUUCUCCUACCUCCCCCUGCUGCGGGUGCCGCAGUGGGGGGGAAGGGAUCUGCCAUCCCCCUGCUGCGGAUGCAGCAGUGGGGGGUGGGGACCUGCAGCACCAGCCCCCCCCCCCACCCUUCUCCUCCACCCUUGCUGCGGGUGCAGCAGUGGGGGGGAGGGGAUCUGCAUCAGCAGUGGGGGGAGGGGAUUUGCAGCAUCAGCCCCUCCCCCCCCCCCCCCCUUUUCUCCUCCACCCCUGCUGCGGGUGCAGCAGUGGGGGGAGGGGAUCUGCAGCAGCAGUGGGGGGGGAGGGGAGUUGCAGCAUCAUCCCCCCCCCCCCCCCCCCCCCCCCUUUUCUCCUCCACCCCUGCUGCGGCGGUGGGGGGAGGGGAUCUGCAGCCCUGUGCCGCCCUGCAGCCCUGUGCAGCAGUGGGGUGGGGGUAUGGGGGUGGCGGGUGUGGGUGCAACUGUGGGGUGGCGGGUAUGGGGGUGGCGGGUGUGUGA
Molecule: messenger RNA, 861 nt
Organism: Closterium sp. Naga37s-1
Lineage: Eukaryota; Viridiplantae; Streptophyta; Zygnematophyceae; Desmidiales; Closteriaceae
Source: the annotation of a GenBank genome assembly